Molecule: messenger RNA, 1185 nt
Organism: Leptosia nina
Lineage: Eukaryota; Metazoa; Arthropoda; Insecta; Lepidoptera; Pieridae
Source: the annotation of a GenBank genome assembly
AUGCGAGUUUUAAGGGCGUUGCUGCCACUCCGCCGCUCUGGCAUCAGGUUUACCGGCCAGUUCCAUGACACCCUAGAUCAGCUAACGGGGAGAGAGAAGAAAGAAAUGCUGGCUGCUCUUGCUGGCGACUGCGAUCCUUUUCGUAUAAUGGCCAUUAGAAAAGGUCCCGGAACCUGGGAGUGUCCAAACUUAAUUCCGAGUUGCCAACCGAUGAGACUACUAGCGUGUCUAUGCCACAAAGACGACAUGCACCUCGAGUUCAUGUGGCUCCACCAGGGAUGUCCAAAAAGAUGUGGCUUGAAAAGUGAAUCAUCAAUUGCUAUCAAAACAAAUAAAUCGAUAACUAAAAUGUCUGAACGUGAACCUAUGAGUCAAGGCAGCUCUAGUCGUGACUAUGGAUCUACAGCUGCUCCACCGGCAGUGGGCUUUGCAGACUUCAGCCCAACCGAACUGUACAAUUUAAGUGAGGGGAUUGCAGAUAAUGUGAACACUAUUAACAGUGGUCUCCGAACUUUGGAGAAAAUGAUGAAGCAGAUUGGAGGGCCUAGCGAUAGUGUACAGUUGAGGGACAAAAUCCAUGAUACCCAGCAGAAAGUAAAUGGUUCAGUAUCUGCCACCGCGCGGGAUAUACAACGGCUCGGUGUGAUAGUGCGUCGGGGGGACAAACCGCAGAAGUUGCAAGUUGAAAGGCUCACGCAAGCCUUUCGAGAUGCUCUUUCCAAUUAUUCUUCUGUACAAAAGAAAGUGUCAGAAAAGAUGGCAGCCCAUAUGCCAACGCAGCCUCGCAAUAGAAAUGAUCCUGAGGCUCUAGAGAGACAAGCGAUAGCUGAUGAUGAGGAGGCUAGCUUACUAGCUAACCAACAGGCACAGGCGCGUCUAGUCCAAUUCGAGACGAGCAUGUUGCUAGAGAAGGAAGCAUACAUGAACAAAAUCGAGGCCGAUGUGCUAGACGUCAACCAGAUCAUGCAGGACCUCGCGGAAAUGGUCAAUGCGCAGGCGCAAACUGUGGAUACUGUCGAAAGCCACAUAGAAGCGGCAAGCGCAACAGUAGAAGCUGGUGUUGACGAGUUGGCCAAGGCAGCCGAAUACCAACGCCGAUAUCGGAAGAGGAUGUUCUUCUUUAUAUCAAUCGGGAUAAUUCUCGCCAUCAUACUCAUCGUAUGGGUAGUCAAGGCGUUCAGAUAA